GCCGGGCCAGGCGACUGGAGAAAGGAAGAACCACGGUCAAGCUUUUGCCCAAAUGGGUUUGAUUGAUGUCAAUCGACCCCGUAGUUAACGGUUCGGAGAUGCUGCGGCUAGGAGUGCAAGCUGUUGUUUGCUCCAUCGUAGCAGCUGGCUAGUUAGUUGACUAGUUGAGUAGUUGAUCAUUGCGAUCAAUGUCAUUGUCAGUACCCAGGGCAGAGGGUUGACGAGUAGCUGUGAAAGCAUGAGGAUGACCAGAGGCAACUCUGUGAUAGAGCGAUGAUAUCAGCUGAAAUUCUCCCCGCAUCAGUAGACAUAUAAUCAUUCCCUUGCUGGUUAUCGCUUGACCCGGCUUCUUUGGACGUUAUAGCCACUACAGGACUUAUAUACCAAUAUAUACGCCUACCUGCUAACCAUGAGCCAGAUUCCAGUCAUCGACUUUGCACUGUUCCGCGAUGGAAGCCCGGAAGAUGCAGAGGCUACAGGGAAGAAGAUCUUCGAGGCAUUUCGAGAUGUUGGAUUCGUCUACUUGAAGAACCACGGCGUCCCCCAGGAGGUUGUUGAUGAGGCGUUUUCCUGGAACAAAAAACUGUUCGACCUUCCACAGUCUGAGAAGGAAAAGGCGCCUCACCCGCCAGAGGGAUGGUGGCAUCGAGGCUACUCCGGCGUAGGCCGCGAGAAGGUGACCCAGAUGGUGUUUGACAGCGACACCCUCGGCGAGCUCCGCAAGAUCCCCGACGUCAAGGAGUCCUUCGAGAUGGGACGAGAGGACGACGAGAUCACCCCCAACAUCUGGCUGCCAGAGUCGACCAUCCCUGGGUUCCGUGCGUUCUUCAACAACUUCUUCGAGAUCAACCAUGAUGUUGGGCAGGAAAUAUUGCGCGCAGUGGCGAUAGGGAUGGGGCUCGACAGGGACUUUUUCGAAUCGUACCAUACGAUGAAAGACAACCAGAUCAGACUACUUCACUACCCUCCCGUGGAAGAGGAGAUGCUUCGACAGGGUGAAAAAGAGCGUAUAGCUGCUCAUACUGACUUUGCUACGAUGACUCUACUCUUCCAGGACGACGUUGGCGGGCUGGAAGUCGAAGAUAUCCGCCAAACGGGGGUGUUCAAUCCUGUUCCAUACAUCCCUGGCACUAUGGUGGUAAACAUUGGGGAUUUCCUUAUGAGAUGGAGUAACGAUACGCUUCGGUCGACGAUGCAUCGGGUCAGGGCUCCGCCGGUGGUAAACGUGGAUGAGAACGAGCAGGAGAAGGAUGGGGGUUCGGGUGGUCGACGAAUGAGUCGGGCCAGGUACUCGAUUCCUUAUUUCAUUGCUGCAAAUAAGAACAAGGUGAUUGACUGCCUGCCUGGCUGCCAUGGUCCGGACCGACCCAAGAAGUAUGCGCCGAUUACUUCGGGGGAUUAUAUCGCCAUGAGACUGAAUGCCAUCUCCUAGAUAGUGUCCAUAACUACGUAGCUGCUUUUUAGUCUUAUGUUGUUUACAGAAUGAUGAUGAGAUCUAACGUGCCAUCAGCUAAAAUCGUUCUCUAAACUACCCCCAUAUCAUCGCCUUCGAGCCUCAUUCCCGCCAGCAUGGUAACUUUGCCCUGGCGUGGGUCGUGCCGAAGAGGCAAAAGGACGACUGAUGAGACUUCCUCGCCACUAGUUGCCCCUUUGAUACAGAGCCAGGACUGCCUCGCUUCUCGAUUAUGGGGCUCUAGCAAGGAGUUCCCUAGAUGAAAGAAAGAGGUCAUCCUAGAUACACUAUUAUUAUGGUCAAACACAGUCCACAAUCGGGUUAAAUAUAGCAGCCUGGACACUCAGGAGUUAGUCCGAGGUGGAUUUCAUCUUUGCUUCUAACUAGCUAGUUCUCACUAACUAGUUAGUUAACCAGUUAGCUAGUUUCCCAGGACAUGGAUACUUCGAUCUUCAUUGACUUUGGUUCUCACGAUCGUUUAGUUAGCUAACUACCCAGAAAAUAACGUGGCUCAUCCUGGAUAACGGCUUCCUAGCCGAGAUCGACCAGUUGAAGUAGUUAUCCAAAUAGUUACUCGCGACAUAUAGGUCUAAACUCGAUAGUUCAGAGAACAAGCUGUAAAGGUGCAUGAUGGUUGUACCGAGUCUGUUGCCCUUGGUGAUGGUUACAUGAACUAUGCAGAUCACCCUGCGUUGGGCGGUGACAUGGCUUGAUCAAUACUCUG
Trichophyton rubrum CBS 118892 is the source of this 2177-nucleotide messenger RNA. RefSeq lists its product as uncharacterized. The record is from RefSeq and is a predicted model, not a curated record. The transcript has 2 exons. Gene Ontology annotation, molecular function: dioxygenase activity. Bases 410 to 1432 code for a protein of 340 amino acids. NCBI's taxonomy places the organism in Eukaryota, Fungi, Ascomycota, Eurotiomycetes, Onygenales, Arthrodermataceae.